UAUAUAUUUUAAAUUUUAUUUUACAUUAAUUCUAAUAAAAUAUUUUUCAUUUUUUCUUUAUUUUUUAGAAGCCUAAUUUCAAUUUCAGCUAAUUCUUGAUUAGGAUGUUGAAUUGGAUUAGAAAUUAACUUAUUAAGAUUUAUCCCCCUUAUUUCAAACAAUAAAAAUCUAAUAAGAACAGAAGCUUCAUUAAAAUAUUUUCUAGUUCAAUCUAUUGCCUCUAUUAAUUUUUUAUUUAUUAUUUUAUUCAAAAUAUUUUUUAUAAAAAAUUUUGAAAUUAAUAAUUUAUUUUCAGUUAUAAUUAAUUCUUCACUUUUAAUAAAAAUAGGAGCUUCCCCCUUCCAUUUUUGAUUCCCUAAUAUUAUAGAAGGAUUAAAUUGAAUUAAUUGUUUUAUUUUAAUAUCAUGACAAAAAAUUUCCCCUAUAAUUCUUUUAUCUUACUAUUUUAAUAAUAUAUUUAUUAUAAUUAUUAUAAUUUUAAAUGUUAUUAUUGGAGCUAUUAGAGGAUUUAAUCAAACUUCUAUCCGUAAACUUAUAGCAUUUUCCUCUAUUAAUAAUUUAGGAUGACUAUUAGCAGCAAUAAUAAUUAGUGAAAAUUUAUGAUUUACAUAUUUCAUUUUUUAUACUUAUAUAAUUUCAAUUAUAUGUUUUUUAUUUUUUAUAAUAAAUAUUUUUUACCUUAAUCAAAUUAUUAACUUAAAUUUAAAUAUUUUUUUAAAAAUUUAUUUAUUUAUUAAUUUUUUCUCAUUAAGAGGAUUACCUCCAUUUUUAGGGUUUUUCCCUAAAUGAUUAGUUAUUAAUUUUUUAAUUUUUAAUAAUUUAUAUUUAAUUAAUUUUAUUUUUUUAAUAUCUAGUUUAAUUAUAUUAUUUUUUUAUAUUCGAAUUAUUUAUCUAUCAAUUAUAUUAAAUUCUUUUAAAUUAAAAUGAUUUAAAAUUAACAUCAAAAAUAAUUUAAUUAAAUUUAUUAAUUUAUUUUCGUUUAUUUCUUUAAUAGGUUUAAUUUUUAAUACUUUAUUUUUUUUAUAACUAAGGUUUUAAGUUAAAUUAAACUAAUAAUCUUCAAAAUUAUUUAUAAAGAAAUAUCUUUAAGCCUUAGUAAAUUUUACUCCUUAAAAUUUGCAAUUUUAUAUCAUUAUUGAAUAUAAGACCUAAAUUAAUAAAAGAGAAUUUUUCUCGUUAAUAAAUUUACAAUUUAUCGCUUAAACUCAGCCAUUUUAUUAGCGAAAAUGAAUAUAUUCAACAAAUCAUAAAGAUAUUGGAACUUUAUAUUUUAUUUUUGGUGUUUGAGCAGGGAUAAUUGGAACUUCAUUAAGAUUAUUAAUUCGUACAGAAUUAGGUAAUCCAGGUUCAUUAAUUGGAGAUGAUCAAAUUUAUAACACAAUUGUAACAGCUCAUGCUUUUAUCAUAAUUUUUUUUAUAGUUAUACCUAUUAUAAUUGGAGGAUUUGGAAAUUGAUUAGUCCCUUUAAUAUUAGGAGCCCCUGAUAUAGCAUUCCCACGUAUAAAUAAUAUAAGAUUUUGAUUGCUUCCCCCUUCAUUAACGUUAUUAAUUUCUAGAAGUAUUGUUGAAAACGGAGCAGGAACAGGAUGAACUGUAUAUCCCCCAUUAUCCUCUAAUAUUGCUCAUAGAGGAGCAUCAGUUGAUUUAGCUAUUUUUUCAUUACACCUUGCUGGAAUUUCAUCUAUUCUUGGAGCUAUUAAUUUUAUUACAACAAUUAUCAAUAUACGUAUUAAUAAUAUAUCUUUUGAUCAAAUACCUUUAUUUGUUUGAGCAGUAGGAAUUACUGCUUUAUUACUUUUACUAUCUUUACCAGUUUUAGCUGGUGCUAUUACUAUAUUAUUAACAGAUCGGAACUUAAAUACAUCAUUUUUUGACCCUGCAGGAGGGGGAGAUCCUAUUCUUUACCAACAUUUAUUUUGAUUUUUUGGUCAUCCCGAAGUAUAUAUUUUAAUUUUACCUGGAUUUGGUAUAAUUUCUCAUAUUAUUUCUCAAGAAAGAGGGAAAAAAGAAACUUUUGGUUCUUUAGGAAUAAUUUAUGCUAUAAUAGCAAUUGGAUUAUUAGGAUUUAUUGUAUGAGCUCAUCAUAUAUUUACAGUAGGGAUAGAUAUUGAUACUCGAGCUUAUUUUACUUCAGCUACUAUAAUUAUUGCUGUUCCUACAGGAAUUAAAAUUUUUAGUUGAUUAGCAACUUUAUAUGGAACUCAAAUUAAUUAUAGUCCUUCUAUAAUUUGAAGUUUAGGAUUUGUAUUUUUAUUUACAGUAGGGGGAUUAACAGGAGUAAUUUUAGCUAAUUCUUCUAUUGAUAUUAUUCUUCAUGAUACUUACUAUGUUGUAGCUCAUUUUCAUUAUGUUCUAUCUAUAGGAGCCGUAUUUGCAAUUCUUGGGGGAUUUGUUCAUUGAUACCCCUUAUUUACAGGAUUAACAUUAAAUCCUUAUUAUUUAAAAAUUCAAUUUAUUACUAUAUUUAUUGGAGUUAAUAUAACCUUUUUCCCUCAACAUUUUUUAGGUUUAGCAGGUAUACCUCGUCGAUACUCUGAUUACCCAGAUAACUAUCUUUCAUGAAAUAUUAUUUCAUCUUUAGGAUCUUAUAUUUCUUUAAUUGGAACAAUCAUAAUGAUAAUAAUUAUUUGAGAAUCUAUGAUUAAUAAACAUUUAAUUAUUUUUUCAAUGAAUAUACCUUCUUCAAUUGAAUGAUAUCAAAAUUUACCCCCAGCUGAACAUUCAUAUAAUGAACUCCCUAUUAUAAGUAU
Molecule: messenger RNA, 2750 nt
Organism: Zerene cesonia (dogface butterfly)
Lineage: Eukaryota; Metazoa; Arthropoda; Insecta; Lepidoptera; Pieridae
Product: NADH-ubiquinone oxidoreductase chain 2-like
Exons: 1
Biological process (GO): mitochondrial electron transport, NADH to ubiquinone
Molecular function (GO): NADH dehydrogenase (ubiquinone) activity
Source: RefSeq, a predicted model, not a curated record